AGUUGCACCAAGUUCCAAUGGCCUCCUCUCUCUCCUGCUCGGCCUCCGACCUCCUACCCCUCCUGGGUCCCGCUGCCAAUGCCUCUGCCGCUGCUGAGUUCAUCUGCGGCCGCUUUGAGGCCAUUUCGAAUAAGUUUGUUGAUACAGGCUUUGCAGUGGAUAACACCUACCUUCUCUUUUCAACGUACUUGGUUUUUGCCAUGCAGCUUGGGUUUGCAAUGCUCUGUGCUGGUUCCGUCCGAGCAAAGAACACCAUGAACAUCAUGCUCACUAACGUUCUUGACGCUGCUACCGGUGGCUUCUUUUAUUACGCAUUUGGUUUUGCCCUGGCAUUUGGAUCACCGUCUAAUGGGUUCAUCGGCCAACAUUUCUUUGGGCUGAGUAAGAUCCCGUCGUCAUCUUUUGAUUAUAGUUUUUUUCUGUUUCAAUGGGCUUUUGCUAUAGCAGCGGCAGGAAUCACCAGCGGAUCAAUAGCGGAGAGAACCCAGUUUAUUUCAUAUUUGGUAUACUCCUCUUUCCUGACUGGUUUGGUUUAUCCGAUUGUUUCACAUUGGUUCUGGUCUUCUGAUGGGUGGGCUAGCCCUGGGAGAGCAGAAAAUCUGUUGUUUGGUUCUGGAGUUAUUGAUUUUGCUGGUUCUGGUGUUGUCCAUUUGGUUGGAGCCAUUGCUGGUUUUUGGGGUGCAAUGAUCGAAGGUCCUCGCAUUGGACGCUUUGAUGGUUCUGGCCGUGCUGUGACUAUGCGUGGGCAUAGUGGCACUUUGGUUGUAUUGGGUACUUUCUUGCUUUGGUUUGGCUGGUAUGGAUUCAACCCUGGCUCAUUUGCCAGUAUCUUGAAGACUUAUAAUGGAAGUGGUUCCUAUUAUGGGCAAUGGAGUGCCGUUGGUAGGACUGCAGUGACCACCACUCUAGCAGGUUGCACAGCUGCAUUGACCACUCUCUUCGGGAAGAGGUUGCUGGUUGGUCACUGGAAUGUGACUGAUGUUUGCAACGGUUUGCUUGGUGGGUUUGCUGCCAUCACCGGUGGUUGCUCUGUUGUUGACCCCUGGGCUGCGGUUAUUUGUGGUUUUGUUGCUGCCUGGGUCCUUAUCGGAUGCAAUAAACUGGCAGAGAAGUACCAUUACGAUGAUCCUUUGGAAGCGGCACAGCUUCAUGGAGGCUGUGGUUCGUGGGGAAUUAUAUUCACUGGAUUGUUUGCAAAGAAGGCCUAUGUGGAGGAGGUUUAUCCGGGCCAUCCGGGAAGACCGUACGGGUUGUUUACGGGAGGAGGUGCACGCCUGUUGGCUGCACAUAUUGUGCAGAUUUUGGUGAUAGUAGCAUGGGUGAGUGUGACUAUGGGGACAUUGUUCUUGAUUCUGCGUAAACUGCAGUUACUGAGGAUCACAGAAGAGGAAGAAACAGAAGGUAUGGACAUGACAAGCCAUGGUGGGCAUGCAUAUUCAUAUGCAGAUGUCCUUGAUUCUCAGAAACAACUAGCUGUUUGAUUUGUUGAUAGCAUAGGGAAAUCACCGUUUGAGCAGUUGUAUUUGUGCGAGGAUUUGAGUUCAUUGUGUCUGUCUCUCUUUGCUUCUUGUAAUGCUAGCUGCAGGCUAUGUAUUAAGACGAUCCUCAACGUGAAUAGAACUAGUUUGUUAAUUUGUUAGCUAGAAGGGUAGCUUGUAGUACA
Messenger RNA from Hevea brasiliensis (rubber tree), 1663 nucleotides. Its product is annotated as ammonium transporter 1 member 4. The record is from RefSeq and is a predicted model, not a curated record. Gene Ontology annotation, cellular component: membrane. Bases 18 to 1481 code for a protein of 487 amino acids. The transcript has a single exon. NCBI's taxonomy places the organism in Eukaryota, Viridiplantae, Streptophyta, Magnoliopsida, Malpighiales, Euphorbiaceae. Gene Ontology annotation, biological process: ammonium homeostasis; ammonium transmembrane transport. Gene Ontology annotation, molecular function: ammonium channel activity.